This is a messenger RNA of Anisakis simplex (herring worm), 405 nucleotides long. Lineage: Eukaryota; Metazoa; Nematoda; Chromadorea; Rhabditida; Anisakidae. The record is from the annotation of a GenBank genome assembly.
GAAGGAGGCGAAGAAUUUGGACGAUAUAGGCAUGAGAUUGAGAUAAUUGGUGACGAGUUGAUCAUAAUUGGAGGUGGAAAUCCACGAUGGGCAUCGACACUUGAGGAGUUACUCAUAUUCAAUAUACGGACGAAAAAGUUUACGAAACGUGCGAUUGCACCGGAUGAGAGUUAUGGUUAUCCAGCGCCGAGAAUGUGUCACUCGUGUGUGAAAUUCAACGAGAAUAUCUAUGUGAUUGGUGGAUGCAGUGAGAAACGACGUGUUGCGGUUAGGAGGCGAGGACAGAUUGAGGUGAGCGAUCUGUAUGAUGACGUAUGGGAAUUGGAUACGAAAAAUUGGCGGUGGCGGAAACUUGAAGCAAAAUUGCAUAAUAAAACGUGCUUUCAUGAUGCAGUUGUUACGCAG